Molecule: messenger RNA, 1028 nt
Organism: Lonchura striata (white-rumped munia)
Lineage: Eukaryota; Metazoa; Chordata; Aves; Passeriformes; Estrildidae
Gene: CBY1
Product: chibby 1, beta catenin antagonist
Biological process (GO): negative regulation of Wnt signaling pathway
Cellular component (GO): nucleus
Source: RefSeq, a predicted model, not a curated record
ACUCCGCCCCCGUCUACCUCCACCAGGGAGGCGGAGCGGAGCCGCGGAUCCCGUCGCCACGGCAACGCGGCGGCCGCAAACCGCUCCCGGGACACGCGGCGGAUCCCACCGGCGGCGGACCGGAGCGGGCGCGGCCCGACGGAGAGGAGCCAAUAGGCCUGGCCAGCAGCGUGCGAUGCCCCUCUUUGGGAACUCCUUCAGCCCGAAGAAGACCCCCCCCAGGAAAUGGGCCUCGCUGUCCAACCUGCACCUGCUGGAUAGAUCCACCCGUGAGGUUGAGCUGGGCCUGGAAUACGGCACCCCCACAAUGAACCUUGCUGGCCAGAGCCUGAAGUUCGAAAAUGGCCACUGGGUUUCAGAAUCAGGAGGCUUCCUGGGGGAUCGCAGGGAACUGCAACGCUUGCGCAAACGAAACCAGCAGCUAGAGGAAGAAAACAACCUGCUUCGGCUCAAAGUGGACAUUCUGCUGGACAUGCUCUCUGAGACCACUGCCGAGUCCCACCUCAUGGAGAAGGAGCUGGAGGAGCUGAAGCAGCACAGCCGGAGGAAGAAGUGAACAAGAGAUGGCCAGGCUGGUUCUGGGCCUUGGCCCUCGGGAUGCUGGGGCUGGCUUGGGCCUCCCAGCCGUGUCGGUACUGUGUGGAGGUACUUCAUUUCACGGGACCACGAGUGCCAAGAUGCCUCCAGCGCUGUGUGGUGCUGUGGGUACUGCUAAUGGCUGGUUUGGCACCACAGCGCUGUUAAUUAACACGAUUUUCCUCAGAGCACUUUACCUUGCUGCGUUUCCUCACCGCAGCCCAGCAUUGGUACCCUCUUCUCUAAGGCAGCCGGGCAGCAGGCGGUGGGACGAUCCAUCUCCAUGAGGGCUGCUGCUCGCCUUCUCCGCUUACCGAAUCGGGGAGACUGCCGCUCCCUCUGGGGAGCCCGCUUGUACAAGCCUUACCGUCUGCCUUGGGCGAGCAGGACGCUGCGGUUGCUCGUUCUCGAGAGUUUUGCAUAUUUUAUAUAAAACCUUGCAAUUAAAGCCC